AUGGGUCAGACGCGCAACAGCGGACGCCUUAUUAGUGCCAUCAGACCCAGCCAGACUAUAAAAACCCUGGGAAUCGAUUCGAGUGACCAGCUGAAGGAUGCCUUUCUCGCACUGGCACUCUCAGAAACAGUUUACAGAAUAUUGGAUCCAGGAGGCUUGCCACAGGCUGCACAUGUCGCAGACGAGCUUUGCAGAGCUCUGCCCAAUCCCUCCGACAUACAACUGAGGCUGCAAUGGUCCUCGCCAGACUUGGCGCACAGGUACAUGGUGGCUCAGAGCAAGGAUGCCUUGUAUGUGGCAUUCAUGGGCACAAAACAACAGCGUGACAUUCUUAUCAAUGCCAGCAUAGGCAUGGCCCCUAUCUGGCCUGAGCCUGCUUGCAACAGCCAGAUCUGCUUGUUGGACCUCUUGCACACUCUGGAGAGGGCCUCAGAGAUCUUCAGAGUGCCGGUGUCUUGCAUAGGAUAUGCCACGCCGGCCAUCGGCAAUGCUGCACUCGCCAGCCUUAUUGAGGAGAAGGGCUGGCACAGCCUGUUCAAGAAUUACAUCCUACCUGAGGAUCUCCUUGGCAGCUUCUUCGGCCGGCGGGUGCACCCCAGCUCUGCAGAUAUCCCGGGUGCGCCAGCUGCCCCCCAGCCGCCGGCAGUAGCUUCGUGGCAGCUGCCAGAUCUUGCAGGCGCAGCUGCCGCCGUCGCCACCCAACUCGGCGGCACAAAAGGCGGCGGCGCGCCACAGUCGCCUGGCCGCAACCGGGUAUUAAGCGCCAAGGCAGAGCCGCGCAGCUUUAAUAACAUCGUGCCCUGCCCAGCAUCGCAGUCAGGCCUAGUGUUCAGCCGGCCGCUGCACCUGGGCCUCCCAUCGCCGCUGCUGAGGGACAUGCUCAGCGGCGCGCGUGGAGAGCUGUCGUCCAUGUCGCUCGAAAUGGCCGACACCGACGCAUGGCUCUUCCGCAACGACGCCGGCCGCAGGCCCCGCUGCUCUGCCGCUGCCGCAGCGGGGACCCGGCUUGCGCACAGCUCUGUCCAUAAAAUAUCUAUAGCAUCUACUUUGCCAGAAGCCAGCCCACAGCCGCUGGCUGCCUCCAUGGUUGAUGACGCGCCGACAAAGCUGGACAGCUGGAGCACGUUUGUGAAGGCAGACGGCAGACAGAGACUUUGGGGCACUUCAGCAAAGGCAGCGACCAUACAAGCACAGCACUCGCCAGGCCUCGCGGCAGGAGCCGUCUAUGUGCAGGCCCCACGCCCUGCAUCUGGAGAUUCCCAGGGCGGCGCUCUUGCGCAGGGGGACCCACUGAGCAGCCCUUGCAGUUGUAUCAGCAGCAGCAGCAGCCUGAGCAGCCUGGACAGCGAGGAGGAGGUAGCGCUGGCCGCGGCAGGCCAUCUCUUGGGGCAGAUCGACGGCCUCAAGUGCGACGCAGCCGCCACAAUUCUGCGGCGGGCGCGCUUGCUUGCGAGCGCUUUUCUGCUGCCGCUCGCUGUGCUGGGCGAGUAUGUGCCGAUCGGCCAGCAGUGGAGCCUCGCAAAGCCGGCGCAGCUGAGGGGUGUGCUGACAGAUGUCGGUGAUGUCAGCGCUGAGCUGGCGAGCGAUAUGUCACGGGUCGAUGCGCUGCAGCGGCGGCUGCGGACCAUCUUCUGGAUGCACCGGCUGCCGGUGUACCGCGCUCGCCUUCGGGAUAUCUAUGACAGCAACUACGGUGGAGGGCCAAAUGCAGAACGUGAGGGCAGGAUCAGGCGGAAGCAUGCUUGGCUGGCGGAUGACGUGGCUCCAGCCAUGCAUGUGGACAGCGCCCGAGUCAUAGCACCACCCGAGAAAUCAACUACAAGCGGCAUGGGCCGUGUUGAUGUCUCAAGCCAUCUGAGCACUGCAUCUGGCGAUAUUGAGCAGCAGCGCAAGGGCCUGCUUCUUAUUGUUGCAAGCCUCCUGACAGUGAUUGCACGGAGGCCGGAUGUGGAGGUGGAUGAUGCAAAGCAUCGCCAUCAUGUUGGACCUGUGACAUCACCGCAAGAGGACCGCCAGCUGCUUCUUCUAAGCUUGCAGGUUCCUCAGGCAGUGGUGUCCAGCUUGCAAGAGGGGCGUGACAGCAGCCUACAUUUGAUGACCAACUUCCACACGACAGUGGUUGCUGUGGAACCAGUUUCUCUGUAA
Coccomyxa subellipsoidea C-169 is the source of this 2145-nucleotide messenger RNA. RefSeq lists its product as hypothetical. The transcript has 8 exons. Lineage: Eukaryota; Viridiplantae; Chlorophyta; Trebouxiophyceae; Coccomyxaceae. The record is from RefSeq and is a predicted model, not a curated record. The coding region runs from base 1 to 2145 and encodes 714 amino acids.